AGUGCGUCAUUGGUUGGAGACGGGCCGCUGCCAUUUUGACGUGGGAGAGGAGAGCCGCGAUAUUUAUCUAUUUGGUCGUUUUGGGGACUAGAAUUUUACACAUAAACCUACCACCAUGGCUAUGCAAGCAGCGAAGCGCGCUAAUAUACGAUUACCCCCUGAGGUGAACAGAAUCCUGUACAUCAGGAACCUUCCUUACAAGAUCACAGCUGAGGAAAUGUACGACAUCUUUGGGAAAUAUGGACCAAUACGGCAAAUAAGAACGGGGAACACACCUGAAUCAAGAGGAACAGCCUAUGUGGUGUAUGAAGACAUCUUCGAUGCCAAGAACGCCUGUGACCACUUGUCGGGCUUCAACGUCUGCAACCGUUACCUGGUGGUGCUCUACUACAACGCAAACAGAGCUUUCCAGAAGAUGGACACAAAGAAGAAAGAGGAACAGCUGAAGCUUCUGAAAGAGAAAUACGGCAUCAACACAGACCCUCCAAAGUAACAUUCUGGGGAAGAUUUUUGUUGCCUUUUCAAAAUCCAGCUUUUUUCUUUUUUGCUCUGACAAGGUUUUUAUGUUGCGUAAAGGCACAGAGUUGAAAUGUGCCAGUCACAAAAGCUGUUGACCGUUCGGGACUAUGACUUAAAAUGUUUAAUUUCUCAUCAAAGCAAUCGACUCAAAAACAAAAAUGUUUUCUGGGUUUUAAAGUGGUGACUCGAUAAAUUAUUCACCCGGGGUGACGUGUUAAAAUCUGCCUGGGCAGGUUUAUUUUAUUUUCCUUUUGUUUUGAGUCUCAAA
Messenger RNA from Solea senegalensis (Senegalese sole), 787 nucleotides. RefSeq names its product splicing factor 3b, subunit 6 (gene sf3b6). The record is from RefSeq and is a predicted model, not a curated record. Gene Ontology annotation, molecular function: mRNA binding. Lineage: Eukaryota; Metazoa; Chordata; Actinopteri; Pleuronectiformes; Soleidae. Gene Ontology annotation, cellular component: nucleus; cytoplasm; ribonucleoprotein complex. The transcript is spliced from 4 exons. The coding region runs from base 116 to 493 and encodes 125 amino acids.